GAGGGGGAUUCAGUUUCCUUAAAAAGAGCAUCAGUCCCACUGACGACACAAUCCAGUGUCUCGUCUUGGUCGACUGGUCUGUAGCCGCUCUGCUCAUUGUUACAUUGGAGUGCAGCACAGAAUGGAGCCGCCUCAGCCGGGACACAUGAGGCUCCGCAGGUGUGACAGCGCAGCCUCCAGGCCUCAGUUCUGUAACUCUCCCACCGUGAUUGUGAUGGUGGGACUGCCGGCCAGAGGGAAGACGUACAUCUCCAAGAAGCUCACCCGCUACCUGAACUGGAUCGGGGUGCCCACAAAAAUGUUCAACGUGGGCCAGUACCGCAGGGAAGCCGUCAAGAUCUACAAGAACUUUGAGUUCUUUAAACCUGAUAACGAGGAGGCCAUGAGGAUUCGCAAGGCCUGUGCUGCUGCCGCCCUCAAAGACGUCUCGGCUUACUUUGCAAAGGAAAAAGGACAAGUGGCUGUUUUUGAUGCUACCAACACCACCCGAGAGAGGAGGGCGAUCAUCAUUAGCUUAGCAAAGGAGAAGGGCUACAAAGUGUUCUUUGUGGAAUCGAUCUGCGAUGACCCAGAAAUCAUUGCAGAGAACAUAAAGCAAGUAAAAUGUGGGAGUCCGGAUUACGUGGACCGAGACGUCGAUGAGGCAAAUGAAGACUUCCUGAAGCGUAUCGAGUGUUACAGAGCAAACUACAUGCCCAUAGACGAUGAGAAGGACAGGAAGCUCUCGUACAUUAAGAUCUUCGACGUGGGCAGCAGGUACCUGGUGAACCGGGUCCAGGACCACAUUCAAAGCAGGAUCGUCUACUACCUCAUGAACAUCCACGUCACACCCAGAUCCAUCUACCUGAGCCGCCACGGAGAGAGCGAACUCAACCUACUGGGUCAGAUCGGAGGAGAUUCAGGACUCUCGCCCAGAGGACAGAAGUAUGCAAACGCGUUGGCCGCGUUCAUCAGGAGUCAGAGGAUCAGCGACCUGAAGGUGUGGACCAGUCACAUGAAGAGGACCAUCCAGACUGCAGAGGCUCUGGGAGUCCAGUAUGAGCAAUGGAAGGCCCUCAAUGAGAUAGACGCUGGUGUAUGUGAGGAGCUCACCUAUGAGGAGAUUCAGGAGAAUUUCCCAGAAGAGUUUGCACUGAGAGACCAGGACAAGUACCGAUACCGUUACCCCAAGGGUGAAUCCUACGAGGACCUGGUGCAUCGUCUGGAGCCGGUGAUCAUGGAGCUGGAGAGGCAGGAAAACGUCCUGGUAGUUUGCCACCAGGCUGUGAUGCGCUGCCUGCUCGCCUACUUCCUCGACAAACCUGCAGACGAGCUGCCCUACCUGAGAUGCCCCCUCCACACGGUGCUCAAACUCACACCGAUAGCCUACGGAUGUAAAGUCGAGCCCUUUUUCCUCAAUAUCGAAGCCGUGAACACACACAGAGAGAGGCCGGGGAUCGUCGACAUCAACAGAAAACCAGAGGACGCUCUGCAGACUGCUCCUGAACACAUAUAAAUACUGUUUUUAUGAUACUUAAUAUUAGACAUACACUCCUACUAAAUGUAUAAAGGGUCAAGACAUAAGACGGGGAGGGCUGUAAGGACCGGGGGAUCCAGCGUCUUCAUUUAAAGAAGAACAUGUCCUCCCCCUCUGCAGCGACUGAAAAAGUAUAAAACAGGACAUUCUGUUUUUAGCAUGCCUGUCUAAUGUCCCUGUGUCUGAUUGGACUAGUUUGCCUUCCUUAACGCCAUGAAAGUGUCUGAUUGUUUACAAAAAAGAAGAAGAAAUAAAUGCACUUUGUUUUCGCAUAAAGAAGAAAAAGAUGAAGCAGUGUUGUCACUGUAACUUUGGUCUACAUUCACUUUUUGAUAACUUUUGUACUAAAGAAUGUGUUAAUUAUAAUUUAAUUAUGAAGGUAGAUAUCAGCACCAUGGACAGCACCCAAACAAACAAAACCCCUUUGUUGUAGAUUGAAGGAACCUGACUGUGAACUUUGUAAAAAGUCAGGCAGGUUUGAUUUAGAUGUAAAUGAAGUAAUCCCUCCAACAUGUCAUCGUGCAGAAAUAAAAGUACAUGUCAGAAACAAA
Molecule: messenger RNA, 2067 nt
Organism: Labrus mixtus (cuckoo wrasse)
Lineage: Eukaryota; Metazoa; Chordata; Actinopteri; Labriformes; Labridae
Gene: pfkfb1
Product: 6-phosphofructo-2-kinase/fructose-2,6-biphosphatase 1
Exons: 14
Coding region: 122-1495 (457 amino acids)
Biological process (GO): fructose 2,6-bisphosphate metabolic process; fructose metabolic process
Cellular component (GO): 6-phosphofructo-2-kinase/fructose-2,6-biphosphatase complex; cytosol
Molecular function (GO): fructose-2,6-bisphosphate 2-phosphatase activity; 6-phosphofructo-2-kinase activity; ATP binding
Source: RefSeq, a predicted model, not a curated record